CCGACACACGACCUCUGGACUCUCCUCGCCCCUCCUUACGAUGCCACGAUGAGCGAGUCGCAGAAGCUCCUGUACGAGCACCACGACGAUUCCGACUCAGACCCCAGCCACGACAUACAGCCCUUCCCACAACGCCGCCGCCCGUCGCCCGCCAGCGUAUCGCGGUCGCGCUCACGCCAGUCGUCGGCUUCGCCCGCGCCUGGCGCUGAACCCAAUGGCCGCUUCGGCCCGCCCAAGCGGCAGUCAUCCUUUGCGCAGCCCCGGCCAGACGGCGCGCCGCGGACGCCCAACCGGGUGCGCUUUGAGGAGCCGCGCCGGAGCAUGAAUGGGGAUGCACCGGGCGGGGACUGGGUGGAGCUGGAGGGCGACGACUACCUCGAGGCGGGGCACCAGGGGCGGGAACGGACACAGCGCUUGCCAUUGCUCACAGGCAUCGAGGCCCCGAGCGUGACGGUCGCGUCCGAGGCAUUCAACCCGGAAGACCACCUGGAGAGCGCACGCCCGAGAAGUAACAUGCGGAGCGCCUUCAUGAACAUGGCAAACAGUAUAAUAGGCGCAGGCAUCAUCGGCCAGCCCUAUGCUUUCCACAACGCGGGCCUCCUCACGGGCACCCUCCUGCUCAUCGGUCUCACCAUUACCGUCGACUGGACCAUACAGCUUAUAGUCAUCAACUCGAAGCUCAGCGGCACCGACUCCUUCCAGGCCACCGUCGAACACUGCUUUGGGAAGUCGGGGCUCGUGGCCAUCUCGUUGGCGCAAUGGAUAUUUGCGUUUGGUGGCAUGAUGGCCUUUUGCGUCAUUGUAGGAGACACGAUACCAAAGGUGCUGGACGCUUUGUUUCCUUCCUUGUCCGACACGUCCUUUCUGUGGCUCCUCACCAACCGUCGAGCCAUCAUUAUUCUCUUGGUGCUUGGCAUUUCGUAUCCUCUGUCCCUCUACCGGGACAUUGCAAAGCUCGCAAAAGCCAGUGGUCUUGCCAUGGUCAGCAUGGCCAUCAUCAUCGUCACCGUAAUCACGCAGUCUUUCCGCGUCCCUCCCGAGUCCCGCGGCAAAAUAGAAGGCUCCGUCGUAAUUCGUCCAGGCAUCUUCGAAGCGGUAGGCGUGAUAUCCUUUGCCUUUGUCUGCCACCACAACUCCCUCCUCAUAUACGGCUCCCUGCGCACACCCACCAUCGACCGCUUCGCCCGUGUUACGCACUACAGUACUGGUAUCUCUCUCAUUGCAUGCCUCGUCAUGGCGUACUUUGGCUACCUCACCUUCGGCGACAAAACCCAAGGCAACGUUCUCAACAACUUUCCCAACGACAAUGUCUUCGUUAAUAUCGCGCGCUUCUGCUUCGGACUGAACAUGUUGACCACGCUUCCGCUCGAGGCUUUUGUCUGCCGGGAGGUUAUGAACAACUACUGGUUUCCUGACGAGCCGUACCAACCAAACCGCCACAUGAUUUUCACUACUUCGCUUGUCGUGUCUGCCAUGACGCUUUCUCUUCUCACUUGCGACUUGGGCGUCAUUUUUGAACUUUUCGGUGCCACCUCUGCGUGUGCUCUAGCGUACAUACUGCCGCCGCUUUGCUAUAUCAAGCUGAGUAAGAAGCGCACCUCGCAGACUUACCUGGCCAUGGCGGUUAUGGCGUUUGGUUGCGCUGUUAUGGCCAUUUCUUUGGUGAAAACGAUGGGGAAGAUGUCGAGCGGCACGGAAAGCCAGGCGCAGUGUUCGUAGAUUUGACAUCGUCGUCUUCUUGUCUGUUGCAUACAUCGGCGCUUUGGGAACGAUACAGGGCAUUGGACGUGUUGGCAUAUUCAUACAUUGGAGUUCAGCGGGUAUUGUAUCAUAUGGGGGACAUGCUGUAGUAUAUACGAUAACUUUAGUGACU
Paraphaeosphaeria sporulosa is the source of this 1873-nucleotide messenger RNA. RefSeq lists its product as uncharacterized. The record is from RefSeq and is a predicted model, not a curated record. Gene Ontology annotation, molecular function: amino acid transmembrane transporter activity. Bases 49 to 1719 code for a protein of 556 amino acids. Lineage: Eukaryota; Fungi; Ascomycota; Dothideomycetes; Pleosporales; Didymosphaeriaceae. The transcript has 4 exons. Gene Ontology annotation, cellular component: endoplasmic reticulum. Gene Ontology annotation, biological process: amino acid transmembrane transport.